AUGAGUUCCGGCACUCCUUUGAAAAUUAAAAAAGAUAUAAAAGAAGAUGUCAGUUCCCAGUUAAAAGGGCAAGCAGCGACAGAAAUGGCUUCUGUGGAAAUAACAAAGUGCAUCAAAUUUCAAAAGUUUCGAUAUGCUGGCGAAGAGAGACCGGGGAAGAAAUAUCAAGACAAGGAUUUCGUAAUAUUAAAGUUGACCAACUUGAAAGACCAGGUGGUUCGUGUGGUGAUCAUGUGUAUCGACGCCGACAACCCCGAGCUCAUGCACCCAAAUGGUCUUAUCGGUGCCCACUGUACAAAUGGGAUUUAUGACAAGGAGUAUGCAGUCACCAAACGUGUCUUUGAGAUAGUAAUCCCCUACAUCAGAAUUGAAAGGACAAAAACAAAGAAAACAUCCCUGGAACAGAUUAAACAGAUUAUGCGCACACGAGUCUCUAGUCUCCCGGUUCCUUAUAAAGAGCGCAGUCGUUCCCAGUAUUCAAACUGGGAGAAAUCUCCAAUGAAGUUUAAGACAGCUAAAGUUCGUCUGGCAGUCUUUGUAACCUUAGACGACGAUAGAGGAAAUCUCAAUGGUACUCUUCAUGUCGCAAGCAAUGUCAUAUCUAACUGCAGUGAAAAGACAAUGCUGAAUAUUCAUAAACUGAGCCGCUACGCUGUAUCUGCCCGGACAGGAGGCAACAUAGAUGUAUUCACAACUGAAAACGGACCGGAUAUUGAGCCAGACAACUACUUCCUACAAGUCUCUUAUGAAUCUGAUACACACCAAAUAAGCUGGAAGUCAGAAGAAUAUUGGCCAGAGGAGAUGGAUAUUCUUUACAAAAGAAUAAUAUCUUACAAAGUGCCGCCAUUUGAGCCAAAUCCCGACCUGGCGUAUCCAGUUACAGCAACUCUUCAUAUUGAGUGUCCUGCCAGCAAUUUACAUUGUACUCAGACAUUUGAGUAUGUACCUCAGGCAGACACUCAGAUAAUUUCCAAAACAUCUUACAGUCAAGAUGACACCGAGAACUGUGAGAAGAAAGAGCCAGGAAUGUUUUUCGACACCAACGGAAGCAUCAAUGAAAUAACCACAAAAGGGAAUGAUGAGACUAUGCACAUGUUUCAGUCGAUUUAUUUACAAGAAUAG
This is a messenger RNA of Candidula unifasciata, 1122 nucleotides long. Lineage: Eukaryota; Metazoa; Mollusca; Gastropoda; Stylommatophora; Geomitridae. The record is from the annotation of a GenBank genome assembly.